This is a messenger RNA of Pararge aegeria (speckled wood butterfly), 4533 nucleotides long. It is a transcript of the gene Arpc2, whose product is annotated as actin-related protein 2/3 complex subunit 2. The transcript has 9 exons. Gene Ontology annotation, biological process: Arp2/3 complex-mediated actin nucleation; actin filament polymerization. Gene Ontology annotation, cellular component: actin cytoskeleton; Arp2/3 protein complex. Gene Ontology annotation, molecular function: structural constituent of cytoskeleton; actin filament binding. The coding region runs from base 103 to 1014 and encodes 303 amino acids. The record is from RefSeq and is a predicted model, not a curated record. NCBI's taxonomy places the organism in Eukaryota, Metazoa, Arthropoda, Insecta, Lepidoptera, Nymphalidae.
UGUACGGGCGGUCAUCGUUGAAGAUAUCCGUAUAAAUUAUUAAAUGAAGGUGCUAUAAGUGUUGAUUUUAUGAUAAAGCUGUAGGUUAUAAAUUGUUAAAUAAUGAUCUUGCUAGAGAUCAAUAAUAGAAUUAUAGAGGAAACACUAACAGUUAAAUAUAAAAAUGCACUGGCGCGUUUAAAGCCUGAAUCCAUAGAUGUGACACUAGCAGACUUUGAUGGAGUGCUUUUUCAUAUAUCCAAUGUAAAUGGGGAUAAAACCAAAGUUAGGGUUAGUAUAUCACUGAAGUUUUAUAAGCAGUUAGAAGAACAUGGGGCAGAUGAACUGCUUAAAAGGGUAUACGGACCCCUGCUCACUGAACCGGAGUCUGGUUACAAUGUAUCAGUACUGCUGGAUAUGGAGACCAUCCCAGACGACUGGGAGGCGACUGUCAAGAAGGUGGGACUCCUUAAGAGGAAUUGCUUCGCGUCGGUGUUCGAGCGAUACUUCCGACUGCAGGAGGACGGCGAUGUGGGCCACAAGCGAGCGGUCAUUAACUACCGGCAAGAUGAGACUUUAUACGUAGAAGCGCAGGAGGACCGAGUGACAGUGGUGUUCUCAACAGUGUUCCGUCACGAGGACGACGUUGUGAUCGGCAAGGUGUUCAUGCAAGAGCUUAAGGAGGGCCGGAGAGCAUCCCACACCGCACCUCAGGUUUUGUUCUCACACAAAGAGCCGCCCUUAGAACUGUUGGACACUGACGCCAAAGUAGGUGAAAAUAUCAGUUACGUCACAUUCGUGCUGUUCCCGCGGCACACGUGUGCGGCGGCGCGCGACAACACCAUCGACUUACUGCACAUGUUCCGCGACUACCUCCAUUAUCACAUCAAGUGUUCUAAGGUAUACGUGCACUCACGCAUGCGCGCAAAGGCGGGCGACCUGCUGAAGGUGUUAAACCGUGCGCGCCCGCAGCCCACUACCAGACCCACCGAGCGGAAGACAAUCACCGGAAGAACGUUUGUGAGGCGAGAUUGAGUGUUGCGUGUCGGCGAAACGUAGACGCCGAACAUCGCUCCCCACACCGAUACCCCUCGACUGCACUCCGACCGUCGCCGCUACACCACUCCAUACAACUUACCACUUAAUAGAUACCACUCGCUACAGUACGCGUCAUGAAAGUUGAAAUGUGCAAAAGCGUAAUGUUCACCGCCAAGGAAGCUGCUUAGCUUCAUUGGCUGUGAAUAUUGGCUCCAACUUCGUUUAGUUUAGCUUGCAUCGCAACGAGCGAUGGGUCCAUAGUUAAAUCGAUUUAUUAACUAAAGUACGCAAUCAAGAAAUCAAUCAAUCCAAAUCUCGUAUCCAUUUCGUACUCUAUUCUAUCGGUAAGGAUGGCUAUAAUAACUUCAUUGUUUGAUCUGAAGAUAUUGCAAUAGAUUGUUUAUUAACUUUUGGCGUUAAUGGAUUUGAUAAGCAAUAGGUCGAUAGUUGCUUCGAUUUCUUCACUAUCCUAUCAUACUCUUAUACCGACAGAAGUUUGUGAUUGGCGACCGCUCUGAGUACAGGAUUUGCCUGUACGAGUCGAUGCGCUUCAAGACUGCGCUCGUAUAAACUUUCAUGACGAGAACUGUAGCUACCAUUAAUUACUUACCACCUACCGCCGUGUUCAUAACCGGACUUCAGUGACAGUAUGUAUCAUAUUUAUUAAGUUUAAGUUCAUGUUCCAAAUAAAUAUAUAAGCGGCGGUUAUUGUAUACGUUUUGAAUGUUGAAAUUGUAGCGGUUACUGCGCAGGGUUUUGUUAUGCGUCUGCACAUGUGACCUUGAAUUCAGUCUCAACAUUCGUGAUGUGAUAUAUGGAGAUUUUUUCCGAGUGGACACUUCCUCAGUAAAAACUCCGACAAUGUGCGUAUUUCCUUAAAUCACCGUGUAAGUAAAUGUAUACAGUAUGCAUUGCACACUUCGUUUUUAAUUUAUUGUAUCCACAUAACAGUUGAAACGUCGAAAUGUGAGCUUUGUGAUUUUGUAAGUGAGAAAUAGCAUGGUCUCUUUCUAUUGGAGUGAUAAGAUGGUUCAGAAUAACUCGGACGGUGUUCGAAAGAGAUUGUUCGGUAAGUCUUAGCAUUGUCAUAUCAGGAAUGGGAUCUAAUAAUGAGUAUAAUCAACACAGAUCAAUGAGUUGUGAAGUUAAGGUGGCAAUGGUUGGGUGCUUUGAUUGAAAGACCAAUGGACGUGUGCUCCUAAGGUGCUACAAUGGCAAAGCUGCCACUGAACUAAAAAUCACAGUGUCCAUAGUCCGGAGGCCUCUGCAAGUAAAUUGAUACACAUCAAAAAGUAGCUAAAUACAAAACCGUAGACUGCAGAUGUCCCUUUUUAGUCUGUACGCAGCAGUAGCAUAUCUAAAUGACAAUUAAGACGAUAGGGCGAUAAAGAAUAGUAGCAUCCACUUUUGGUUAAACUCAUUACAGACAUGUGUUAUGAGAACAUAGUGAGUUUACUGGCAGGACAACGAGUGAGUCCUGUAUAGGGACUUUGUUGUCACCCUCUACUCGCAAAGUAGUCCGACUUUGCUUGCGCACUGGUACUGUCAAUGAGUAUACAAACAAAUUUACUCACUAUACUCUCAUUAUACAUAACGUUCAGUCCUCUUUACUCAUAGGGAGAAAUAAAAUGUAGAGACUCCGCUAUUGUGAUACGGUAAAGAACUCGCGUCGCUUAGUCUGACAAUUGUUAAAGAGGCGUUAGUUAUAAUGACCGGAACCGACAGCUUUAAGUGCUUUCAGGGUCUAUCGAAACACACCUAUCCCUUAUCGUAACUAACCCAUCCAUUGCAAUCGAUUUAUAAAGCUGGCUUAACCAAUCCACUCUAUCUUCUUUUUUACACAAAAGCGCACAGCUCAUUACGACAGUUCAAUAAGCACUUGUCACAGAGAAAUUAUCCCAUUUUUGUCUUUCGUUGCCAUCUCGCGGGAAAAUGAAUUGCCAAAUAUUAUGCUCAAUAUUCGGUGUAAAUAACCAUAUGAUUGCCGGAACAUAGUGCACAUUGUGACCAUGUUAAAUACUAUAUUUAUUACAAUUGAUAUAUAAUAAAACCUAAGAUAUACAGUUGGCUUGAAUUGAAAGUGCCCAUUAUUUUUACUCGUACAUUUACAAACACAAGAUCAAGACGUUAUCGGCUUUACCAAAACUAAAUAACUAGGCCCCUAUUGGUGCGAUGUCUUGUUUCAUCUUUUUGCAUAAAAACUGAUCAGUGAGGUAAAAAUUGUAAAUAUAGGAACUCAUCCCUCAUCCCCCAUCUUGAUUGCACCAAUCAAUAUGAGGGUGUCCCUACAAAAUGCAUAUAUAACGCCAAGUCUAUUAAACAUUAUCCUUCUCGUAUUUUUAAACUUUUCGAGUAUGUAAUUUGAUCUUCCUAGCGAAAACUUGUUGCAUCCAAUGUACAUAAUAUAAUGUACUACUUUAAAAUAAGGCUUAAGACAUUUUACUCUAAAGAUAAAGUAUCAAAAGUCACAAAACCUUUGAAAAUCGUCGAGAUAAAGAGAAAUAUGUUGAGAAAUGUCGGGACACACGCUGAGACUGUGUAUCUUUGGUUUUGUGUGUCAAUAAUUUAAUUAUUAUUAACGAUUCUCCAUGCCUAACAUAGAUGAAAUCAAAUAAAUAAUGUUGCUGUAGUACUUGUUGAUAACAAAAUUAUGCUUUAUUAUAAAAAAAUAUAUCUAGUUCUAUUUAUAGUGGAGGCAUUGCAGUCGUGACUCGGGUUCCUAAUUACCGUGCUCUGCCCUGACAAGGCAUCUGUUACAUUAUCAUACACAUCGUCACAUCUAAACAUUGUCGUACACAUUGUCGUAUACAUUAGGCCUGGUUAUUUUCGAAAUUGGAAGUAAGGUUAAUUCGUAAGAUCGGAGGUAGGCAAUUCUAAACUAUAAAGUUGGAAAGUUUAGGUUCAUUUUACUCUAACUUUGAUGACGUCAAAUCAUAUUUUCAAGAUAUGCCAAUAUUUCACCAUGGUAUUACUUAUACCUUGAGUUGUUAGGUCCAUAAAAACUGAGCAUUAAUCAACCUUUACCUUUAGUGUGAGAUGCUAGUUCGCGAGUCACGCUCUCAAUCGAGUUGAAUUCGAGCAUCUUAACUCUAUAAUCCGAGUAAAAUGAACCUCACCAUCGUUUUUUAAGCUUACCCGGCUUGAAAGUCUGUUACGAUCAGUAUUUAAGGAAAACCAUUCAACAGGUCCUAGAAUUGCGAAAUUCUCGAAAUCUUCUAGAAUCAAAAUAAAGGUAACAUUUAAAUCUUUAUUUUCACUUUCCAAUACUUUUGUUUGAAUAUCACUGCCAUACAUCUGUAGUAUAAGUAAGGAUAAGUGAUAGCGACAGAGCAUUUCGAUCGCCUUUUCAAAAAGUUACAGUGCAGACAUAAAGGCAAACAAUCUCACGCAGACCGAGUUGCAAGUAAGCACAAUCCGUCUGUGUCGAUUUCCAUGCAGUUUUCUUUUUAGGGUUUUUUAUUUACAUUUUUGUCAUUGCUCGACCACUGUUACACUAAUUUAUUACCAGACUUGGGG